AUGACUUCUUACGAAUAUGAAUAUGAGACGGUCGAAGAACCACGUCGACAUCGAUCUCAUCGUCAUCGAAAAGAUGAUCGCGAACCAAGAUAUGCUGAUGAGCCACGUUACGUCGAAACUCAGGAAACUUAUAUUCGCUCAGCCGCUACCAAGUCUCCGGUAGCUUAUGCACCCGAUGCCCCCGUCAGAGAAAGAGAAAGAGAAAGAGACAGAGAAGUUGCUCAAACUAGAGAACUCGUUCGUCAACCUCGUCGUGAAGAUAGCGAUUUAUCAGUCGAAGAAGUUAGAAGGGAUUUUCCCCCACCAGCAGCGGGUGGUGCCUAUAUUGACCAACGUACGACGGUGCGUGAGGCUAGGUACGGCCCGCCAGCCCGUCGCUCUCGAUCCGUAGGGCGUGAUGGCCGAUACGGAGAAUACCUUAGUGACAGCAGAGGUGAUCCACGACGCUCUUUCCAAGAACUCGAUCGACGAGAUGAUUAUUAUGAAGAUGCAGAACUCGAAGAUAAACGAUCCCUUUCACGAAAUCAAAAAAUUGCAGCUGCCGUUGGGGGUGCUGCUUUAGCAGUUGGUGCAAAGGAAUUAUGGGAUCGAAGAUCGGCCGAGGGUAGACCGGUCGAGCGAAACCCGUUAGCUUCUGCUAUGGUCGGAGCUGCUGGGGCUUUGGCGGCAUAUGAGGGAACAGAACUUUACGAUAAACACGGAAACAAAGAAAAGAAAGUCAAGAAGUAUGCUGUUCACAGAGGUCGAAAUGGUGAAGUUCAAGAAACCUAUUACUCUGAAGAAGAAGAGGAGAUCAAACCCGAAAAGAAAAAGGGUCGCCGCAAGUCAAUUGUUGAUAGUGCUAUGGCUCUUGCAGGUCUAGGUGCCGCCGCAAAGGGUGUUGAACAUCAUCGAGGACGCCGAGGAAGCGGUGAUAGCUAUUAUGAGGAAUCAACCUCAAGAAAGAGCAGAUCCAAGUCAAGAUCCGGGGAGGGAACUGCCAAAUAUCAACAAGCCGCCAAAGCAGCUCUCUUAGCUGGUGCUGCGGAAGCAUUCCGAGUUCGAAAUGAGCCUGGAGCUUGGGGUGGUGAGAAGGGAAAACGUAUUCUCACUGCCGCUAUCGGAGCUGGUGGUAUUGAUGCUGCUAUUGACAAAGAUGCCGAUAAGAAGAGCAAGCGUCAUAUUCUUGAAGCAGUUGUUGGAGGUCUCGUUGGAAAUCGGGCCAUUAAUGGAUCACGAAAGGAUGUCGAAGAAGAUCCUGUUACUGGACGUUCCCGAUCCAGAUCUCGAGCUAGAUCUAGAGCACGUUCUUCAUCCCGAGGUGGAGGAGGUGGUGGUGGAACCGGUCUUGCUGCACUUGCAACUGCUGGUCUUGGGGCUAUUGCUGGUAAGAAAUUACUUGAUCGUUCCAGAUCCCGUUCAAGAGCUGGUUCUCGUUCCAGAGCUCGCUCCCAUUCACGCGGACGCAGAGAUAGUUACAGCCGCAGUCCAUCACCAGACCGUAACAAGCGUAGCAGAAGCAAGAGUGUUAGUGCAAUGGCAAGAAAGGGUUUGGCUGCUCUUGGUAUUGGAGCCGGAGCUGGAGCUGCUGCUAAUGAAGUCGGUCGCAACCGUGAUCGUAGUCGCAGCCGUAAUCGCGAUGAUUAUGAUGACUACAGUGAUUACGACGAUCGCUCAAGAAGAACUCGAGGUCAAAGAGGGGAUGUAUAUGGUAACCCACGAUAUUCUGAGUCUCGUGGAAGUGUAGACAGUCGUGGAGGUGCUAGGGCAAGGGAUGGACAGAGAAACAAGAAGGUUGCUGAAGGAAAGAAUGGAUAUACCAGUGAUGAUUCUUUGAUAUCUUCGUCAGAGGAUGAGAGGAGGGUCAAAAAGAUGAAAGGUAAGCAAUUUAUUACAGCUGGUUUGGCAACUGUUGCCACAAUUCAUGCAGCACAUAAUGUAUACUCAAGCAUGGAGAAACGUGAUGCGCGACACAAGGCUGUUCAGGAAGGAGAAAUGACCCCAGAGGAGGCGAGGAAGCUUAGGGCAAAGGCUGCAUUGCAAGAUGCAGCAUCUGUUGGAAUUGCUGCGCUCGGUAUCAAAGGAGCCAUCUCAGAAAUCAAGGAAGCAAAUGAGAUACGACACGAAUGUAAAGACUUCCGAGAGAAGAAAGGUGAACGUCAUAAGAAACGUCUUGAAAGACAAAAGAAGCUUGCAGAGAACGGCGGAAGAAGACAAAGAGAUGGUUCUCGCAGCACUUAUUCUCCCUCCGAUAGUCGCUACGAUGAUCGAUAUGAUGACCGCCGUUACAAUUCGGGUCCUCGCUAUUAUGAUGGAAAUCCAUAUGCUACAGGUUUACCAGCUCCACCUGUUGGAUAUGAAAGAUAA
Sclerotinia sclerotiorum 1980 UF-70 is the source of this 2346-nucleotide messenger RNA. RefSeq lists its product as hypothetical. The record is from RefSeq and is a predicted model, not a curated record. The transcript has a single exon. Bases 1 to 2346 code for a protein of 781 amino acids. Lineage: Eukaryota; Fungi; Ascomycota; Leotiomycetes; Helotiales; Sclerotiniaceae.